CCUUUGGGCUUUGGCAGCUCUGAACUGAGCUGUGUUGCCGUUCAAUCCCUACUGGUGCAUCGCGGGACAGACAAAUCCAUGCAAGGCGGCUACUUUUGCCUUGCCUCCUUCUCAUCCAUUAUUGAAGUCUUGAAGGUAAUGGCUUGUUUGUCAUAAGUGCGAACUAGGGUUUCUAUUUUUCCACCCCUGAGUUCCGAAGCUUGAGUCUACUAUUCCACUACCCGCUAGAAAGCCUAUAAUCUCUGAAUUAUAAUCGAGGUCGCUCUCCAAUUUUGGAUUUUCUGUGGUUUCGCAAUGACGCGGGUAUACGGAACUGGAUUAUUCGACUUUCGUCGUCACAGAGUUGCUGAGUACCCGGUAGCUGAGAAAGUGGAGACCAAGCCUGGGGCUACUCUUCCAAGCACUAUUACUCUUUCGGAGAUACAACGGGAUCGACUUACUAAGAUUGCCGAGGAUAACUGGUUGAGAACAGGUGACCCUGCUCGGCCCAAGAACCCUUUUGAUCCGGAACUGGUUAAGAAAAUUUAUGAGACAGAGUUGCUGGUUAAGGAGGGUCAUAAACCCGUUCCACUGCAAAGGGUUAUGAUUCUGGAGGUUAGUCAGUAUUUGGAGAAUUAUUUGUGGCCAAAUUUCGAUCCAGAGACUGCCACUUUCGAGCACGUCAUGUCCAUGAUACUCAUGGUGAAUGAGAAGUUCCGAGAGAAUGUUGCAGCUUGGGUGUGCUUCUAUGAUCGGAAAGAUAUUUUCAAAGGAUUUCUUGAGAAGGUUCUUAGGCUGAAGGAGGGAAGAGAACUAUGUAUAGCAGAGAAGACCAAUUACUUAGUUUUCAUGAUUAACACCUUUCAGAGCUUGGAAGAUGAGGUUGUCAGCAUGACAGUCUUGAGACUGGCAAGUUUGAAAUCUUGGUACUGUUUAUCUUAUGGUCGUUUUCAGAUAGAGCUUUGUCUGAAUCCAAGUCUGAUCAAGAAGUGGAAAAGGAUGGUAAGAAAGGAACCUCUGAAAGAAGGGAAUUCUGAUCCCUCAGCUGCCCUUGAAGUGACAUUCUCGAGAAAUCUCAUUGAAGAAUUUUUGGAGAUACUGGAUUCCCAGGUUUUUCCUCGAAGACAGUUAGCUGGUGACAAUGAAGUUAUUGAUACGAUGAAUUUGGAGUCAGUUGAUGAUGCUUGUGUAUUGUAUUGUGAGAGGUUUAUUGAAUUUCUUAUCGACCUCUUGAGUCAAUUGCCGACAAGGAGGUACUUGAGGCCUCUUGUGGCUGAUAUAGCUGUUGUGGCCAAAUGCCAUUUGAGCGCCCUCUAUAGGCAUGAAAAGGGAAAACUUUUUGCUCAGUUGGUUGACUUGUUACAAUUCUAUGAAGGGUUUGAAAUUAAUGAUCAUACAGGAACACAGUUAACAGAUCAUGAGGUUCUUGAAUCUCAUUACAGUCAUCUCCAAUCGUUUCAGCUACUUGCAUUUAAAAGGAUUGAGAAGCUGAGAGAACUUUCAUUGACUAACAUUGGUUCAAUUCACAAGCGUGUGGAUCUAUCUAAGAAACUAUCGGUUCUUUCUCCUGAGGAAUUAAGGGAUUUGGUUUGCUGCAAGCUUAAAUUGGUUUCCCAAGGAGAUCCUUGGUCAGAGAGGGUUGAUUUUCUUAUUGAAGUGAUGGUGUCGUUCUUUGAGAAACAACAGUCACAAAAAGAAGCCAUUAAUUCUCUUCCACUAUACCCAAAUGAGCUGAUUAUGUGGGAUGAAAGUGUUGUACCAAGCAUAAAUUACACUGGAGAAGGUUGUUUGGCUCUGCCAAAACUUAACUUGCAGUUCUUGACGCUUCAUGAUUAUCUCCUUCGAAAUUUUAAUCUCUUCAGACUUGAAUCAACAUAUGAAAUACGUGAGGAUAUACAAGAAGCUGUUCCACAUCUUCUUGCAUAUAUUAAUAAUGAGGGAGAGACUGCUUUCCGUGGUUGGUCAAGAAUGGCUGUACCAAUCAAAGAGUUCAAGAUCGCUGAGGUAAAGCAGCCAAAUAUAGGAGAAGUCAAGCCAUCUUCUGUGACAGCAGAAGUCACUUAUAGCAUUUCCAGUUAUAGGGCGCAGAUACGAUCAGAAUGGGAUGCCCUCAAAGAACAUGAUGUUUUGUUUUUACUUUCUAUUAGGCCAUCAUUUGAGCCUCUUACUGCAGAAGAAGAAGUUAAAGCUAGUGUGCCACAGAGGCUUGGCCUUCAGUAUGUUCGAGGAUGUGAAAUUAUUGAGAUUCGUGAUGAGGAAGGAACUCUUAUGAAUGAUUUCACUGGAAGGAUAAAACGUGAUGAGUGGAAGCCACCAAAGGGGGAACUGAGAACCAUAACUGUGGCUUUGGAUACUGCACAGUAUUACAUGGAUGUCAACAACAUUGCAGAGAAUGGGGCAGAAGAUGUUUAUGGUACAUUUAAUAUAUUGAUGAGGAGGAAGCCCAAAGAAAACAAUUUCAAAGCCAUCUUAGAUUCAAUAAGAGAUUUGAUGAAUGAGUACUGUAUUGUUCCUAAGUGGUUGGAAAACAUAUUUCUUGGAUAUGGGGAUCCUUCAGCAGCACAAUGGACUAAUAUGCCUGAUCUGUUGGAAAUGGUAGAUUUCAAAGAUACCUUUUUAGAUGCUGAUCACUUGAUAGAAAGUUUUUCAGAUUAUGAGGUUUCUUUUGUCAAUCCUGAUGCCACAGAGAGCUUGGAUCCGAAGCCUCCUUUUCGGAUCAGACUUCCUCGAACUCUAAAAGGAAACAGUGGUGCCCUCCCAGGGAAUAUAGUGUCUACCACUGAUGUAAUAAAUGAUGGCAAUGAUGCCAGUCAUCUGAAAGAAAAAUUACUCGUUGAGACAUAUACACCUCCUGAUCCAGGCCCUUAUCCCCAAGAUCAGCCAAAACAAAAUUCAGUCAGAUUCACACCCACGCAGAUUGGUGCAAUUAUCUCUGGCAUUCAACCUGGUUUAACAAUGGUUGUGGGUCCACCUGGUACUGGAAAGACUGAUACAGCCGUGCAAAUUCUAAAUGUCCUAUAUCAUAAUUGUCCUUCACAAAGAACCUUAAUAAUUACUCAUUCAAAUCAGGCUUUGAAUGACCUGUUUGAGAAAAUAAUGCAGAGGGAUGUGCCUGCACGUUAUCUUCUUAGACUUGGUCAAGGAGAACAAGAGCUAGCAACUGAUCUUGAUUUUAGUCGGCAAGGCCGUGUUAAUGCAAUGCUUGUCAGACGGUUAGAAUUGCUGAGUGAAGUGGAGAGGUUGGCAAGAUCUCUUCAAUUGCCAGAGGAUGUAGGUUAUACUUGUGAAACUGCAGGUUACUUUUGGUUGAUUCAUGUAUAUUCACGCUGGGAGCAAUUUCUUGCUGCCUGUGCUGAGAACAAAGAUAAACCAAGCUUUAUUCAAGAUCGCUUUCCCUUCAAAGAAUUCUUUUCUGACACACCACAUCCAGUAUUUACUGGUGAAUCUUUUGAGAAAGACUUGAGAGCUGCUAAGGGGUGCUUUCAGCAUCUGAAGACUGUGUUCCAAGAACUUGAAGAGUGUCGAGCAUUUGAAUUACUGAAGUCAACAGCUGAUAGGGCUAACUACUUAAUGACCAAGCAGGCUAAAAUUGUUGCCAUGACCUGUACUCAUGCCGCUCUGAAGAGGAAAGAUUUCCUUCAGUUAGGUUUUAAGUACGACAACCUGUUAAUGGAAGAAAGUGCCCAAAUUUUAGAGAUUGAGACUUUUAUUCCAAUGUUACUCCAGAGACAGGAAGAUGGUCAUGCACGGCUUAAACGCUGCAUCCUGAUUGGUGAUCAUCACCAGUUGCCUCCUGUUGUGAAGAAUAUGGCUUUCCAAAAGUAUAGCCACAUGGAUCAAAGUUUAUUUACAAGAUUUGUCCGUUUGGGAAUUCCUUACAUUGAGCUUAAUGCCCAGGGAAGAGCCAGGCCAAGUAUAGCUAAACUUUACAAUUGGAGAUACAGAGAUUUGGGAGACCUUCCUUCUGUAAAGGAGGAAGCCAUAUUCCAUAGGGCAAACGCUGGAUUUUCCUAUGACUAUCAGUUAGUGGAUGUUCCAGAUUACCUUGGUAAGGGUGAGACCACUCCUUCUCCUUGGUUCUAUCAAAAUGAGGGAGAAGCUGAAUAUCUUGUCAGUGUCUAUAUAUACAUGCGUUUAUUAGGAUAUCCAGCAAAUAAGAUAUCAAUUUUGACUACUUACAAUGGUCAGAAACUUCUCAUCCGUGAUGUAGUCAGCAGAAGAUGUGUUCCAUAUGACUUCAUUGGUCCUCCUAGUAAGAUUACCACAGUUGAUAAGUUUCAAGGUCAGCAAAAUGAUUUUAUAUUGCUGUCUCUUGUGCGUACUCGAUUUGUUGGUCACCUGCGAGAUGUAAGAAGAUUGGUGGUUGCCAUGUCUCGUGCUCGACUUGGUUUAUAUGUGUUUUGCCGUCGUUCUCUCUUUGAACAAUGCUAUGAGCUGCAGCCUACAUUUCAGCUUCUGCUCAAGAGACCUGACAGACUUGCCCUUAAUUUGAAUGAGAUUGCAUCAUAUACUGAACGACAUGUUGAAGAUACCGGACCUAUUCAUCUUGUCAGUGGCAUUGAUGAGAUGAGCAGUAUUAUACAAGGGUUAUACCAGGCUCAGAUGAUGAGACAUCAGUUUGAGCAAAAUAAUUUGCAUUUUAGUCACGCAGCACCUUCCUCGGAUACAAACGAAGAGAAAAAUGAGCACCAGAAUUCGAAUGGCCUCACAGAAAAGAAUAAGCCACCGGAAAAUAACAUGAAAGAUGUUUCAAUGACUGAUGGCCAUGCAGCUGAAGAUAUACCGCCUGUAAGUAACACUGAAGAUUUUCCAAUGAGUGAUGACCAUGUAGCUGGAGGUGUACCACCUGAAAGUAACACGGAAGAUGUUCCAAUGAGUGACGGCCAUGUAGCUGAAGGUGUGCCACCUGAAAGCAACCCGGACGAUGCUAACAGGGUCGACGGCGAUGUUAGUAUGCCAAAUGGAGCUUCAGUACCUGACAGCUAGUUUGGGAAUCACAUGUUGAAGGAGGAAUCACAGUAAAUGUCAAGCUGCCUCAAAACAGUUUUGCUCCCUAAGUUUGAAACCAAGUUUUCCAGCACCAGCAGCAUCGGAACCCUCUUUGAAUUAUAACUUCUGGGUGUCGUCUUUACUGUAACAAACAAGAUUUCCCACUGAUCCCCCCACAGAGGAAUGUGCCACCCAUUAUGUAACACAAAGUAUCAUGUUCAUAUGUAGAUUUUGAUGAUGGUAUUCACAA
Molecule: messenger RNA, 5218 nt
Organism: Prosopis cineraria
Lineage: Eukaryota; Viridiplantae; Streptophyta; Magnoliopsida; Fabales; Fabaceae
Exons: 14
Coding region: 295-4965 (1556 amino acids)
Biological process (GO): mRNA splicing, via spliceosome
Cellular component (GO): catalytic step 2 spliceosome
Molecular function (GO): mRNA binding; helicase activity
Source: RefSeq, a predicted model, not a curated record